AGUAGGUAUGUAUUUGAAAUGUGAGAUUCCUUGUCGUUUGUACAUCCUGUGUACGUCAGCCACAAUAUCAACACAUAGAUAUAUAUAUUUGAGGCCCAAUAAUUGAAAGGUAGAUAAAAUAACAAGAACAAGUGAAAGAGAUGUCUAGUCUUAUUACUGAUACCCAGAAUCAUGUAUCGUUAUUAAUAGAGACUGUAGAUUUUGCAGCUAAGAAACACAAAUCUCAGAAAAGAAAGGAUAUUGCACAAACUCCAUAUAUCAAUCACCCUAUAGGUGUAGCACGUAUACUUACUCUUGAAGGUGGUGUGACUGAUUUGAAUGUUAUUCAGGCAGCAUUACUCCAUGAUACAGUUGAAGAUACUAAUACUACUUUUGAGGAGAUAGAGGAAAUAUUUGGUCGUAAAAUAAGGGACAUUGUUUAUGAAGUUACAGAUGAUAAGACUUUGCCUAAACUAGAGAGGAAAAGGCUUCAAAUUGAACAUGCACCUCACUGUACCUAUGAAGCAAAACUUGUUAAGUUGGCUGACAAGCUCUAUAAUCUGAGAGACUUGAUGCAUCAAACCCCAAGAGGAUGGACAAAAGAAAGAGUAAAUGAAUACUUUGUUUGGGCAUCCAAGGUGGUUGCUAGACUCAGAGGAACAAAUAAGGAAUUAGAGUCAUCACUUGACUUGCUUUUCAGGAAAAGAGGAGUUGUAACAGACUAAAAUGCUGAAGUAAAAUGACUAGAAUAUUUGUGAAAGUUACCUCUAUAUUCUUAAAAAUAAUGUUUUCCUUUUAACUCCAUUAUUUUAUUGUUGUUUUUUAUCAAUUUCUAAAACUUAAUUUUCUUAUUCCAUUUGUUCAACUUUUUAAAGCCAAAUUUAUCACUGGUUUUCCUUAUUUGACUAUAAUUUGAUUUAUCUGUUUUUGUUUUUUUUAUAUACCAGUCACAUAUUAAAUUUUUAAAUGUGGAAAAACAUAGGUAAAUAAACCAGUAGUAUGGUGAAAUGUCUUUCAACCAUCUGUCCAGUUUAGAAGCUGACAACAUAUCACUAAAUUAUUGAUCUGAUAUUAGACAUGAAAACUUUUGACAAGAUACAUCAAAUGAACUUUACAAAUUAAAAUCAUUCACUGCAGUUAGAUUAUUAAAUAUUCAUAGUAAUAGAAAAAAGAUAUUUUCAUAUUUUAGGCAUGAUUUUUCCUAGUAUAUUGUACUAGUUGUUAACACAAAGACUGUUCCUUCAGACCUCUAAUAUAAAGAAUGUCUCUGGGACAGACUGUUUUGCAUCAUUUAUAAAGUACUUUAUUGUCAACUCCAAAAUUAGUUUUUCAUGUUGAUGAGAAGAAAGCUCAUUAAUUUUACACCUGAGGUGUUUUGAAAAUUAGAACUUCUCAAAUAUAAAACAAGAGGGAAUCCACAAUGGCUGCAGCACUUGAAAUUAUCAUUUUAUUAGAUAUAAUUUUGUGCACCAGCAAUACCAAGUGUGAGGCACUCGUAUACCUGAUUUGAUUUUAUAACUCAUUAGAAUCUCUUAACAGCCUACACUCAAACUGAAAUUCUUUUAGGCAGGAUUAGAAUAAAUUAACCUUGGGCAUGGUCAAAUAGAUCAAUUGAAAGGGUUUGACCUCCUGAAUCAAAAACUGUAAUUAGAUCUCAAAUCAGUCAAGAGAUGAUGGAGCUGUGAGCUAAAAGUGUGUAUCUGGAAAAAAGCUAACUGAGGGCUGUUCUAUGAGCCACUUAUUCAUGGCUAAAAAUAGGUGAUAAAUAAAACAGUAGAUGAAAAUGUUAAUCACAAGAAAAUAUUUUCUUAAUUUAAACAAUUCUGCUUAGUAAUUAAAAGAAAACUGGAAACUUAUGAACAUGGAAAUAAAUAUCUUAUCUAUAAUAUA
Molecule: messenger RNA, 1869 nt
Organism: Limulus polyphemus (Atlantic horseshoe crab)
Lineage: Eukaryota; Metazoa; Arthropoda; Merostomata; Xiphosura; Limulidae
Gene: Mesh1
Product: guanosine-3',5'-bis(diphosphate) 3'-pyrophosphohydrolase MESH1-like
Exons: 3
Coding region: 141-704 (187 amino acids)
Molecular function (GO): guanosine-3',5'-bis(diphosphate) 3'-diphosphatase activity
Source: RefSeq, a predicted model, not a curated record